Angiostrongylus costaricensis is the source of this 294-nucleotide messenger RNA. Lineage: Eukaryota; Metazoa; Nematoda; Chromadorea; Rhabditida; Metastrongylidae. The record is from the annotation of a GenBank genome assembly.
AUGCCACCUUCUAUUUCUGGUAGCGCAGUUGAGUUGGACUGGUUGAAUUACAGCCGGUGUGGAUCGUCCAAGGCGAUGGACCGUUAUUGCCACUUAUUUUGUGUUAUGUUGCAAACAACGAUUUCUACUUCAGAUUUGCCCGACAUGGCUAACGAUUCUCCCGAAGACGAAAUUCUUAAUGGACUUGUUAAAGCGGCUACUUUGCAGUCGGAAACGCGGGAUCACCGACGGAAAGCACGACAGUUCAAUCGAAAAUCACGUAAGUUGAUCGCAUGUGCUGCUACUUUGAUGUAG